Molecule: messenger RNA, 1507 nt
Organism: Eriocheir sinensis (Chinese mitten crab)
Lineage: Eukaryota; Metazoa; Arthropoda; Malacostraca; Decapoda; Varunidae
Gene: Rpn9
Product: 26S proteasome non-ATPase regulatory subunit 13-like
Exons: 7
Coding region: 84-1226 (380 amino acids)
Biological process (GO): ubiquitin-dependent protein catabolic process
Cellular component (GO): cytosol; nucleus; proteasome regulatory particle, lid subcomplex
Molecular function (GO): structural molecule activity
Source: RefSeq, a predicted model, not a curated record
CGUCACAGCCACAACAAGCCAGUCAUCCCCAGGCGCCCGGCGUGAGUCUCUCUCUUGUACCAUUUUCCGCCACCACCGCCGCCAUGAACAGCAAAGUGGAAGCAUAUCUCACCGCCAAGAAGGAGAACUCCCCCGCGGAGCUCUCCAAUAAGUUCGGGGAGAUGGAGGAGCUCUACAACAAGAAGUUAUGGCAUCAGCUGACCCUGGCACUGAUGAGCCUGGUGAAGGAGCCAGCGAUGAGGGAAGGCACCGAGCUCAUCACCCUGUACAACAACCUCAUCUGUGAGCUCGAGAACAAGGUCAAUCCGCUGUCCCUGGCCACCAUCGCCGGAGAGGUCAUCACCCAGCACGUCGACCCCAAUGAGGCUGUGACCUUCGUGGAGCGCAUCAUCCCUAAGGUGUCAGACCACCAGGAGGCGAGGGUGCUGGCUAACGUGCUGAUUGCCCAGGUCACCCUCACCCGCCUCGAAGACCAGGCCAAAACCAAGAAGAUCCUCGACGAAACGGAGAAGCUGCUUGACGAGAUUGACGGAGUGACCCCCGUGCAUGGAAAGUUCUAUCUCCUUGCGUCCGAGCUGUACUGUCGCAGCGGGGCCCACUCGGACUAUUACCGGGCUGCCCUGCGGUAUCUGGGCUGCAUUGAGCUUCAGAAUCUGGACUCUGAGACGCAGAAUAAGCAAGCCUUCUACCUCGGUCUGGCCGCACUGCUUGGGGAAGGGAUAUACAACUUUGGCGAGCUGUUGGCACACCCCAUACUGGAGGCACUAAAGGGGUCAUCAUCUGAGUGGCUCCGUGACCUCCUGCUGGCGUUCAACGAGGGAAAUAUCAACAAGUUCGAGGCCAUGAAGAGCCAGUGGAGCACCCAGCCGGACCUGUUGACCAAGGAGAACCAGCUGAGAGAGAAGAUCCGGCUCCUGUGUUUAAUGGAGAUGACCUUCCAGCGCAAAGCCUACGACCGCCAACUCACCUUCGUCGAAAUCGCGCGAGAGACCGGACUCCCCAUGAACCAAGUUGAGGUCAUGGUAAUGCGCGCCCUGUCCCUCGGCCUUGUCCGGGGCACCAUCGACCAGGUGGAGGGCAAGGUCAACAUCACCUGGGUCCAGCCUAGGGUGUUGGACAAGAAGCAGCUGGCGUCAAUGAUGGAUAGGCUGACUGAUUGGUGUCGCGAUGUGUCUAGCAUGCAAAGCCUUCUCCAGGAGCAAGCCUCGUCAAUUCUCACGCUGUAGUGGUAUUGAUGGUGGUUGUGGUAGUGGUAGUUAGUGGUAGGAGUCUUUUUCUUGGUUGAUUUUUAUUGUUUUUUUUUUUAUUUGUUUUUUGUAAUUUUUAUGCUUAUUUAUUUUUUUAUUUAUUUUUUUCAAUCUUUUUCUAGUUUUUCAUGUAUAUUUUUUUCAUUUUAUUUUUUUCUAUUGGAUAUAUUUGUUUCCAUCUCUCUCUCUCUCUCUCUCUCUCUCUCUCUCUCUCUCUCUCUCUCCCUUUCUUUAUUUUCUUUUUUCUCUUUUCCUAUCUU